CCGGCGAGGCGCGGUUGAAAAAAAGGCAGGGAUGUACGUAAUUGCGUAAAUGCGCCCUUGGUUCUUAUCCGGCGAGUUUUGUUGCACGGCAUAGGGAAAGGGAAACGGAGGAGGAGGGCAAAGAAUGACAGGGGUUACUCUCGAAGAGUUGAGGAAGAGAAUGGCGGAGUUUUCAAAGGAAAGGGACUGGGAUCAGUUUCAUAGCCCUAGAAAUCUCCUUUUGGCUCUGGUGGGAGAAGUGGGAGAGCUGUCCGAGAUAUUUCAGUGGAAAGGGGAGGUUCCAAGAGGACUGCCUGAUUGGAAAGACGAAGAGAAGCAACACCUGGGUGAAGAACUUUCAGACGUCCUGCUCUAUCUUGUUAGGCUUUCUGAUAUAUGUGGCAUUGAUCUUGGUGAAGCUGCACUUCGUAAGCUGGAGCUCAAUGCUAUUAAAUACCCGGUCAAGCUUUGCAAGGGCUCCUCCGAAAAGCACACGCAAAUCAACGCAGCUGAGAACGACAAUGGCAAUAGUAAUGGUUGUGUUACAGGCAUCAGCAAUAGUGACAGCAAAAGCAGGAGUGAUGGGGUUUGAUCUUUAUGUCCCCUAUUGACUUAUUUUCUUCUCUCCUUUCAGAGCCUUCUGUUUAUGGGAAAGUGAAUUUCGGAUAUUAUUAUAUAUAUAUAUGUCUUUCAGUAGUGUUUUUAAAGGACAGCGUCUAUGGCUGUUUGUACAGUCUUUCUCUCUC
Messenger RNA from Alnus glutinosa, 725 nucleotides. RefSeq lists its product as uncharacterized. Gene Ontology annotation, biological process: nucleoside triphosphate catabolic process. The record is from RefSeq and is a predicted model, not a curated record. The transcript has 2 exons. Gene Ontology annotation, molecular function: nucleoside triphosphate diphosphatase activity. Lineage: Eukaryota; Viridiplantae; Streptophyta; Magnoliopsida; Fagales; Betulaceae. Bases 125 to 571 code for a protein of 148 amino acids.